AUGGCCCUAGCCCGUGACCCCCGGGAGGCACUGCUGUCUGCCUUGAGUGACCUUGAGGAGAACAACUUCAAGAUAUUAAAGUUCCACCUGCGGAAUAUGACCCUAUCAGAGGGCCAGCCCUACCUAUACUGAGGGGAACUGGAAGGCCUGAGUCGCGUAGACCUGGCAUCUCGACUGACUUCAAUGUAUGGAGCACAUGAGGCUGUGAAAGUGGUGCUCAAAGGUUUGACAGUCAUGAACCUGCUGGAACUCGUGGACCAGCUCAGCUUCAUUUGUCUAAAUCAUUACAGAGAACUAUAUCGUGAGCAUGUGCGCUGUCUAGAGGAGAGACAAGAAAGGGGAGUCAAUGGCACCUACCACCAGGUGCUCCUGGUGGCCAAGCUCGGCUCAGGGAGCCCAGAAUCACCUACAUGUCCUGUCCCAGAGCAGGAGCUGGACUCUGUCAUGGUGGAGGACCUUUUUGCUCCAGGAGAAAAGCCCCACAGAGAUCCACGCACAGUGGUCCUGCAGGGUUCUGCUGGCACUGAGAAGACAACACUGGCCCAAAAAAUGUUGCUGGACUGGGCCACUGGUACCCUGUACCCAGGUCAGUUUGAUUACAUCUUUUAUGUGAGCUGCAGAGAAGUGGUUCUGCUGCCUGAGGGCAAACUGGACCAGCUCCUCUUCUGGUGUUGUGGGGACAACCGAGCACCUGUCACAGAGAUUCAGAGGCAGUCAGAGCGGCUCCUGUUCAUCCUGGACGGCUUUGAUAAGCUGCAGAGGCCCUUUACUCUGGGGUUGAAGAAGCCAAGUUGCAGUCCCAUGGAGGAUAUGCUGCGUCUUCUAGUGAAGAGAAAGAUACUUCCCAAGUGCUCCCUUCUCAUCACCACUCGUCCCCUGGCUAUGCAGAUUCUGGAGUCCCUGCUGACACAGCCAUACCAAGUCCAUAUCCUAGGCUUCUCUGAGGAGGAGAGGAGAAGAUAUUUCAGCUCUUAUUUCACAGAUGAGAAGCAAGCCAGAGAUGCCUUUGACUUUGUCCAUGGAAGUGAUGUUCUCUACAAAGCAUGUCAGGUUCCAGGCUUUUGCUGGGUCAUCUGCUCCUGGUUGAAGGGGCAGAUGGAGAGAGGCAGGGCAUUCUCAGAGAUACCCACUAACAUCACUGACAUCUACAUGGCCUACGUCUCCACCUUCUUGCCAUCCAGUGAGAAUGGGGCUUGCUUGGAGCUUUCCCGGCACAGUGUUCUGAGGGGUCUGUGCUCCUUGGCAGCCGAGGGGCUCCAGCACCAGAGGUUCCUGUUUGAAGAGGCUGACCUCAGAAAGCACAAUCUAGAUGGGCACAGCCUUGAUGCUUUCCUGAGCAGCCACGAUUACCAAGAGGGGUUUGACAUGAAGAAAUUUUACAGCUUCUGCCACAUUAGCUUCCAGGAAUUUUUUCAUGCCAUGUCCUACCUUGUGAAAGAGGACCACAGCCAGUUAGGGGAGGAAUCCCGCAGAGAGGUAGGAAGGCUGCUGGAGAAGAAGGACCAGGAAGGGAAUAAGGAGAUGAACCUCACUAUGCAGUUUUUAUUGGACAUAUGGAAAAACGAGAGCUCCUCAAACGCUGAACUAAAGUUCUGCUUUAAACUUCCUCCCUGCAUAAUGCAGGAUCUCAAGUAUUUUAAAGAACAAAUGAAAUCUAUAAAGCAUAAAAGCACCUGGGAUUUGGAAUUCUCCCUGUAUGAGUCUAAAAUGAAGAAACUGGUGAAGGGUAUUCAGAUGACAGACAUAUCAUCUAAGGUGGGACAUUCAAAUGAAAGGAAUUCCCGCAGUGGGCAUGCAUUUUCUGUCAAAACCAGUUUGAAUAAUGGGCAGAAAGAAGAACAAAAACACCCUUUUGUGGGCAAAGUUACUACAGCAGGGACACAAAAGGAGACUUCUAACAGCAAAAGUAGAGGGAGAGUGGAACAAAAGACAAGGAAGUUUGGAGCAGUGGGAUGGGGAAGCAAGAAAUGGGCACAAUAA
This is a messenger RNA of Choloepus didactylus (southern two-toed sloth), 1980 nucleotides long. RefSeq names its product NLR family pyrin domain containing 10 (gene NLRP10). Gene Ontology annotation, cellular component: cytoplasm. The transcript has 2 exons. The record is from RefSeq and is a predicted model, not a curated record. NCBI's taxonomy places the organism in Eukaryota, Metazoa, Chordata, Mammalia, Pilosa, Megalonychidae. Gene Ontology annotation, biological process: positive regulation of inflammatory response.